Bombina bombina (fire-bellied toad) is the source of this 4604-nucleotide messenger RNA. It is a transcript of the gene ARHGAP11A, whose product is annotated as Rho GTPase activating protein 11A. The record is from RefSeq and is a predicted model, not a curated record. The transcript is spliced from 12 exons. Gene Ontology annotation, biological process: signal transduction. Lineage: Eukaryota; Metazoa; Chordata; Amphibia; Anura; Bombinatoridae. The coding region runs from base 669 to 3599 and encodes 976 amino acids.
UGAACAGCUAGAGAGACAGGAAAGAGUUAGCGAACGAAGAUGGAGGGUUAGGAAAGUGAGUUCAGCAGUUAGAUGGCAAGGAUAAGAAAGUGAUCGUAACUAAGUGGGAGAGGAAAGUGACAAGUUGGAUAAUCAGAUAUGAUUUCUAGAGGCGUUGUACUGAGAAAGCAAAACGGUUAAUAGGCAGGAAGGAAGCGAAGACAGUUCAUGUAAUCUACAGCGCAUAAUCAGGAGGGGAGUGCAGAGUGUAUGAGAGCUGCAUAAGUGUGUAUAGUGUAUGUGUAGGAGUAUUAUUGUAUUUAAGAUAUCGGAGUGAGUGCAUAACAUGUUGGACUGUUUGAAUAUGUAUUAGACUAGAAGGCAAUAUUAGACUGUGGAUGUCAUUACAGUAUGUGCCAAGUGCUUGUAGAAAUCUCUGAGAUCACAGCCUAAAGAGUAUGAACAGUACAUGCUGCAGUACACUGAAGUGCAUUUCAAUAAGGCUGGGAACUCUGUAGAUGACACUUGGCACCAGAUUUGUACUAGGGUUGCAGGAUAGGAUUCUUAGGUAAAGUUGAGGGAGGUAAAUAACCUGUGCAAGGAGGUGGUAUAAAGAGGGCACAUACAACUGGCACAACAGUUGCUGCAGUUAUAUGUUAAAUAUAGAAUAGCAAUCCCAGAAGAUCAUCAUGAAGAAACAAUCCCCAGAUUAUCGAAACCUAGCCAGGCUUGCUGUUGUCCAGCACCUUCGCUCAUCUGGAAUCAAAAUUAAGCAUUGGAACUGCAGACAGCGGUCAGAGGCAGAGCGUGGGGCUUCAGGGGACCUGGGGCCAGGUAAAGUGUUUGGUAUAUCUCUACAUUCAUUACCCCAAUCUCACUUACCUGAUUAUGGAUCAAUUCCAACUAUCCUUGUUGACAUUUGCAAACAUCUGGAGCAGCAUGCACACACAGAAGGUCUUUUCAGAAAGUCAGGAUCUGUUGUAAGACUAAAACUCUUAAAGGCCAAACUUGAUAGUGGUGAAAACUGUUUAUCAGAUUCUCUCCCUUGUGAUGUUGCUGGUAUUCUCAAGCAAUUAUUUAGAGAACUACCAGAGCCUGUACUCCAUACAGACCUUCAGGAUGCCUUCUUCAAGGCCCAGCAACUGGCUAGUGAUGAAGAGAAGUCCUCUGCUACUAUACUCAUAUCCUGCCUAAUGCCGGACAAGGCCAUCAACAUUUUACGUUACUUCUUCAGCUUUCUACAUACUGUAUCUAUGAGGUCCGAAAAAAACAAGAUGGACAGCUGUAAUCUAGCACUGAUAUUUGCACCUAAUCUUCUACAAACAAAUGAAGAAACAGAGAAGAUUUCUGCCAGCACUGAUAAGAAGCUUCGUAUACAGGCAGCAGUUGUGCGGACCUUGAUAGAUCAGGCCGCUGAUAUUGGUUAUGUGCCAGAUUUUAUACAGGAGAAGAUCCCAGGAAUGCUGGGAAUUGAUGAUGAUAUUUGUUUUCCUGGGGCAGAAGAGGAUGGUGAAGAUACCCCUGGUCAGAAAAGGAGGAGGAGAAGAAGCGUUGGAGAUUUUGUUAGUGGAGCAUUGAAUAAACUUAAAACUAAUAGAACACCUUUCUCUACACCCCAGACAGACAGGACUGUUUUAGGUUCCAAGAUGACUCCUUUAAUUCUUACACCCAGCACGAAGAGGAAACUACCUGUGGAUUCUGUGCAAGGAAUAUCCAGUAAGAAGAGGAAGUCCCUUAAACAUAAUUUUGCCUUUGAGCUGUUGCCCACUGGUUUCUUUGGUAGUGGCUCAACACCUUCAUCAGCUCAAUGUGAUGAAAGUCCUUGCUUUUCUUUGGAGAAUUCACAAUGCUCUUUUUCCCCUUCCAUGGGUAGUGGGAAUCUGCUCUCCGGCUCUGGCAAUCUGAGGAGAAGCAAGAGAUAUGAAAAUAGGAAAGUACAGAGAGUGGAUUCAGGAAAAACAGGCUGCUUCUCUCCUAAAAUAAGCCGCAAAGAGAGAGUGCGUCGGUCACUACGGAUCCGGUUCAGUUUGGGAAAAAGUAACAAAGAUUUGAGUGUAUUGAGUGGAUUUCCCUCCAGCAGCCGAUCCCAAAAUAUUGGUUGGCGGCUUGCAAACUCUCAAGAGCUGAAUGUAACUCCUGAUGGUAAACUGAAUCUGUCGUCCCCUUUGGCAAAAAGCCCAUCUGUAAGUGCAGGGACUAAGAACAUUAGCAAGUCAGAAGAUAAUCUGCUGACUCCAAAACUAACUGUUGAAUCAAGUUACCGUAUGUCCUGGACUGGCCCACGCCCCCUUGAGCUGGAAAGAAAAUGUGACGAAGGAACACCGGUAACUGAUUAUUGCAGAUCUGAAAACUGCUGCUCUGAGUCUCUUAUUGUAUUUGGAAAACCUCCAGUGAUGCCUAAAGAUCAGAAGUCUUUCAGUGGAGAUAACAUACAGAGAAAUCGGGAAAAUGAGUCCCUUUGUGAGGAAGAGGAAAGUAAGGCACAGUGCACUGUACUGAGAAUUGCUCAGGCUUUUGCAGAAUCUGGAAGUAACCUUCAUAUGGUUGCUGAGAGUAAACUUUCAGAGGUGGAUGCUUUAAAGUCUGUUUCUAACACUGGAGCAGACAAUCAAGCAAAUAGUCAAGUCCAUUUCACAGACGGAAAAGUACAGACAGACAACACAAAUAAAGGUUUAAAUAAAGAGUCCCUUUCACAAAGAAAAGAGGAAAUGGCCUUAGAAACAUGCACACUGAAAAGCAUCCCUCAAGAGGGUUUGGCAAACUGUGAGAACGUGCAUCAAUGUACGUCUUCGGGGGACAUUUUUGAACGCCUUGCAAGCAAUCAAAUGUGUGCUGCACAGUCCGGGUCAAAUACAUUUGACAACUGUGAGUUGCCCAGUGUGUCAGAUUCCUGGCCUUCUGAAGAAGCAUUUUCAGAACGACACAUGUCCAACUUGCAGCCUUCUCCAGAAGUUCUCAUUCUUCCAAAGUGUAACAAAGAAUGUACUUCGGUUAGCUCUUCAAUUGAGCUUAGAUCUAUAUCCUCCACAACACGUAGACAGAGCAGAGUUUCUGACCAUAUUAAUCACUUCAAUAAACUCUCUUUAAAUGACUGCAAUUCACUCCAGAAGACAAAGUCACCCAUUAAACUUCAACGAACUCCCGUACGUCAGUCUGUUAGGAGAAUUAAUUCUCUUUCUGGGCUUAAGAGUCAAGUGACUAGCACUCAAAUUAAAUCAGGUACAAUUAUAGGGCCAAUUGUUAAAUCUUUAAGUUACAAUGGAUCUCUGUCCUCUGAUCUCUUGAAACAUUCUAGUCAUAAGUCCAUUUCUUCAAACAAUGAGGAACUUUCUGUAUCCCAUGAAUCUCUUGCAGAUCCCAAAGUUUGCAAGCAGGCCUUCAGGAGACGUGGAUGGUCCACCUCAAAGACUGCAAACUCCAUGAAAUCUGUAUUCGAAGACCUAACAAAUCAGGAACUAUCAGGCACUUCCUGCAAGAAACCAGGUUUCACUACAAGUGCACCUGAUGUUGGUGUAUUAGGUAGGGUAUCAGAGCGAGAGCGCAUUCGUUAUAAGGGCUCUCCAAGAAACCCAAUAGCUAGAGUAGUCUUCUUACCAUCUACUAAGCCAGUGGAGCUUUGAUCUCCUGUACUUUGUUUCAUAAUAAUGUACUUAGACUAUAUCGGUUUACACAUACAAUAGCUUUUCAAUACUGCCUUCAGUUAUUGAUGCCUAUGCCUAGAGGCAGUUUAGAAUUCCUGAAGAAAUAAUCUGGAGUUAAAAUGGUUAAACAUUUUUUUUUUUUAAUGCUCAUGAAUAAUUUAUGAUUUUAAACAAUGGAAAAAAAGUAUGCAAAUCGUGCUAUUUCUAAAAUGUUCAGCCACUUGUAAAUCCUUUCAUUCAUUAAAACUGAACCAUCUGCUUGACUUGCAACUUGAAGAACAAGCCUGGAGCUUGCUAUUUAGCCUACAUGAUGUAUACUGUACAGACUGACACUAUAGAUUUUACAUGAAACAGAUUUUACAGUUGGCUGGAAAAUUUGAAAGUAACUUUUCAUCGCUUGCUAGAUUAUCAUCCAAGAAAAAAUAGUUCAUUAGGUAAACUGACUAUUUUAAAAACAUUUUUAGCAAUUAGUUGACUUGCUUGCUGGAUAUGUGUGUAUUUUAAGAUGUCUUAAACUGUUUUCUUUGGGCGGCUUCUCAGAACAGAUAUGUUUACAUUUUAGGUGCCUGGUGAUUAAGUUCUUCUGGCUUUAGGUUUUUUAUGUAAUUUAAAAUAAUUUAAAAUGAAAGCUUGAAGUGAUCAUGUUAACUGGUUAAAAGUAGCUUCCUUUUUCUGGUAUGUAACUUAUUUUAAUGUAUGUGAGUUCAAGCCUUGUGAUUGUCCAAAUUGUAACUAAUGUUAUACUCUGCCCUACUGAAAUUUAGACAGGUUUUUAUUGCAUAUGUAUAAUAUUUGUAAAACAGUGUUUCCUAAACUAUUCUGUUAAACCCUGUUCUAUAUAGUUAUAGAUAGGUUGUUCCACAAGGAACUAAAACCAAAAUAAUUCUUUGUGCAAAUGAGAAUGAACGGAACAGCUGUAGUUUAAAAGCUCCAAGCACUGUUUAGGAAACUGUAUGAGACAGUAAAGUUGUGACUGUUUUUUAA